CUCUCUCUCUCUCUAUUUAAUAUCCGAUUUGCUUAUUUGAUAUCAGAGCGAGAAAAGAAAAAGAGAUCACGAAAUGUUUCGAGUAAGCAACUUCGUUGUGGGUCUAGCCAACACGUUAAUAAUGUUAGUGGGCGUGUCAGCCAUUGGUUAUUCGAUAUACAUGUUCGUUCACCAAGACGUGACCAAUUGUGAAACAGCGAUUCGGGCACCACUUCUCACAACCGGUGUCGUCCUCUUCGUGGUGUCGUUACUAGGAGUGAUAGGUUCUUGCUUCAAGGAGAAUCUCGCCAUGGUCUUGUACUUGAUCAUACUCAUUGCGGGCAUUGUUGCAUUAGUUGGCUUCUCGAUCUUUCUCUUCUUCGUGACGAACAAAGGAGCCGGUCGUGUGGUCUCUGGUCGAGGGUAUAGAGAGUACCAGACGGUUGAUUUCUCGACAUGGCUUAACAGUUUCGUCGGUGGGAAGAGAUGGGUUGGUGUAAGGUCUUGUUUGGCUGAAGCUAGCGUUUGUGAUGAUUUGAGUGAUGGUCCUGUCAGUCAGAUCGCUGAUGAGUUUUAUCACAAAAACUUGUCUCCACUCCAGUCUGGUUGUUGUAAGCCACCGUCAGAUUGCAACUUCGAGUUCAAAAACGCGACGUUUUGGAUACCACCAGCGAAAAACGAAACGGUUGUCGCGGCCAAUAACGGUGACUGCGGUGCAUGGAGUAACGUGCAAACGGAGUUAUGUUUUAACUGCAACGCAUGCAAAGCUGGAGUGUUGGCGAAUAUUAGAGAGAAGUGGAGGAACCUUUUGAUUUUCAACGUUUGUCUCAUCGUCCUACUCAUCACCGUCUAUUCAUGCGGUUGUUGUGCUCAUCGUAACAAUCGUAUGGCUAGGAAAAGUGGUUUUGUAUGAUCACUCACUUAUAUUUUUAUUUGUGUUUUUGCUUGUUCUAGUUAAUUAUCUUUUGGUUUCUUAGGAACAUUGUCGUCAUGUUUGUUUUCGACCAAUCAUCAUGAAUUUAUCACUUUUCACUUAUGUUUCGUAUAUUAAUCCUUUAUUUUGUAAGUAUCCAAAAAAUUACUACUUGAAUUUCCCUUCCUAU
Brassica oleracea var. oleracea is the source of this 1082-nucleotide messenger RNA. Its product is annotated as tetraspanin-11-like. The transcript is spliced from 2 exons. The record is from RefSeq and is a predicted model, not a curated record. Gene Ontology annotation, biological process: auxin-activated signaling pathway. Gene Ontology annotation, cellular component: plasmodesma; plasma membrane. Lineage: Eukaryota; Viridiplantae; Streptophyta; Magnoliopsida; Brassicales; Brassicaceae. The coding region runs from base 74 to 892 and encodes 272 amino acids.